ACAAAAUGGAUACUUUCAUGCAAUCCUUGUUCCUAAUUUUCAUUACCUUAAUAGCAUCAAUCUAUGUCUAUGUUUUCCACAAAAAGAAACAAAGUACCAUAAAAAACUUGCCACCUGGUACUUUUGGUUGGCCUAUAGUUGGUGAUGAAACAUACCAAUUUUUGUUCCAAAAAAUUGAAACUUUUCUUCAAGAGAGAACAAAAAAGUACUCAUCAGAGAUUUUCAAAACAAAACUAUUUGGAGAAUCAACAGUGGUUAUGUUUGGUCCUGCUGCAAACAAAUUCAUCUCAAUGAAUGAACAAAAACUUGUCAAAGUUUGGUACUUAAAAUCUCAGUGCAAGUUAUUCAAUCUUCCUGAUCAAAAUCAGACACAAGAAGCUAUGCAAAAGCAAGUAGUUGUAGCUUCUGCUCCAGUGAAAAUGUUGGGAUUUCUUAAGCCUGAAGGAAUAGUAAGGUACAUGAGAAACAACAACAUUGAAUCAAUCAUACACAAACAUUUUAUGACACAUUGGGAAGGAAAAACAGAACUAAAAGUGUAUCCUUUGGUGAAAUCUUUUACAAUUUCAUUAGCCUUUCAGUUUUUCUUAGGAAUUGAUGAAUCUAAUUAUGUAGCUAAAUUUGCAACAAAGUUUGAGGAUUUGUAUUAUGGUAUUUAUUCAGUUCCUGUGAAUUUUCCUGGCUCUACAUAUCAUAAAGCAAUGAAGGGUGCAUCUGAAAUUAGGGAAGAGAUUCAGCUUUUGAUUAAUGACAAGAUUGAUGGUUUGUCUAAGGGGAAAAUUAUGGAUGAUUUAUUAGCACAUAUUGUUGAUGCUGAGAAAAGUGGAAAAUAUGUGCCUAAAAUUGAAAUAAGUAAUAUCAUCAUGGGGUUGAUCAAUUCUAGCUAUAUCUCAAUAGCUGUCACUUUGGCUUUCAUGAUCAAACACAUUGGAAUGAGACCUUAUAUCUACCAAAGAAUCUUAUCAGAGCAUGCUGAUAUUGUAAGAUCAAAAGGAUAUGGUACAGUGCUAGAUUGGGAGAGCAUACAGAAGCUAAAAUAUACAUGGGCUGUUGCACAGGAGACCAUGCGACUCUACCCAGCAGCACCAGGAGCAUUCAGAGAGGCUAAAACAGAUAUCACCUAUGAAGGUUUUAUCAUUCCAAAGGGAUGGAAGAUAUUUUGGGCAUUUAUUGGAACAAAUAAGAAUCACAAGUACUUUGAGGAACCUCAAAGUUUUGAUCCAUCAAGGUUUGAAGGGAAUGUUCCAGCACCGUACACUUAUAUACCCUAUGGAGCAGGACCAAGAUGUUGUCCUGGAAAGGACUACACCAGAUUUGUGAUUCUCACUUUCAUUCACAAUCUUAUAACAAAGUUCAAAUGGGAAGUUAUACUUCCUGAUGAGAAAGUAUCUGGUGCUUUGGUGCCUAUCCCAGCUGAGGGAGUUCCUAUCCGUCUUCAUCGCUUGUAAAUUGCCAUCUGAACAUAGUGUUUUGAUUCUACCGUGACAAAAAUAAACAUGACACAAGUGGGAAAAAAUGUCAAAGUGAUUGUGUUGUGAUAUGUAAGGUAAUGAAAUGAAUUCAACCCUUGUACAUCGUAUCGAGUCAGAGGUCUAAUUCUAUUACAGAUGAAUGUAUAUAUAUAUAUAUAUAUAGAUAUAUGUUUUACAGUGGAAGAAAAAAUGUAAUGUUAAGGGUGUGUUUGGUGUACACAUGCAUGUAGUAAAAAUAAAAGUUACAAUGGAUAAA
Trifolium pratense (red clover) is the source of this 1725-nucleotide messenger RNA. Its product is annotated as beta-amyrin 28-monooxygenase-like. The coding region runs from base 6 to 1445 and encodes 479 amino acids. The record is from RefSeq and is a predicted model, not a curated record. NCBI's taxonomy places the organism in Eukaryota, Viridiplantae, Streptophyta, Magnoliopsida, Fabales, Fabaceae. The transcript has 3 exons. Gene Ontology annotation, biological process: sterol metabolic process. Gene Ontology annotation, molecular function: iron ion binding; oxidoreductase activity, acting on paired donors, with incorporation or reduction of molecular oxygen; monooxygenase activity.